CAGUAUCCAUUGAUUAAUUAUUCGUUUUUGGUUCUACGUCCAGUUGAAUUUUUCAACUUUCCAAUGGCUCCUUCGUCACGUCAGGUGAACCUUUUUUUCUUUCGACUUCUGCAGAUGGAAAAUUCGCUUGACUUACUUCGUUGACCUGAGGACUCUCCUGUGCUUAAGGCCUGAAUUUGCAUUUGUGCUCUCUGAACCUGACUCAAUAUCAAACAGAAAGCGCUCAUGCUUACCACAAAUUAAUAAUGGUAUACAGAUCUUGAUUAAAAUUUCCAGAAUAAAGGGAAAAAUUAGCAAAUAGGUUUGGUCGAGCAAAAGAAUUUGAUCCGCUAAAUGAACCCUCAUAAAUAUUUCAUAAUCCUGCACUUCUUUAUUGUCCUACCCAUUACCAUAGAAGCACUGACACAACCCAAUUAUCUCAAUCAUGUUUGCUCAAAUACAACCACUUUCACCAGAAACAGCGCCUACAAUGCCAGCCUUAAUUCCCUCCUCUCUCUUCUUUCGUUGAAUGCAAACCGCCAAAGUGGGUUCUACGACACCGCUUCUGGGGAGGAGCCGGAUGCUGUCUUUGGCCUCUUUCUAUGCGCCGGUGACAUUAGCUCCAACAUCUGCCAAAAUUGUGUCAGAUUUGCUACCAAGGACAUCAUCCAGCGUUGUCCGACUGAAAAGACGGCCAUAGUAUGGUACGAUGAGUGCUUCCUGCGUUAUUCGAGCCAGCCCAUAAUAAAUAUCAGGACACAGGAGCCUUCUAUAAUUAUGCGGAAUAUACAAAACGUCACAGAUGAAGAACUUUUUAACGAACUUCUUGUCACCACAAUGAAAGAGACAGCAGAUCAGGCAGCGAAUGUUCCGUCAGGUGCUAAAAAGUUUGCUGUGAAAGAAGCAAAUGUUACCGGAUUUCAAAGCCUGUACACUCUAGCGCAGUGCACAUCGGACCUGUCUGCUUCUGAUUGUAAUAUUUGUUUUACGAAUGCUGUCUCAUCUCUUCCUCUUGGAAGGCGAGGAAGAGUUUUGACUCCAAGCUGUUAUAUUCGGUAUGAGCUCUACCCGUUUUAUAAUGAAACCGGAUUUCAACCUGAAGUUUCUCCAUCUAAGACUGUGGUCAUGGGAUCGUCAUUUUCCCCUCCAUCUCCUUCUCCUCCUCCUCCUCCAUCUCCAUCUCCAGCUCCAGCGAAGAGAGCUGAAGGUAAAGUUGAGAAAUGAAGGGGAAAAACCAAAUCAACGCAGACUAAAGUCAUUGCAAGUGUUUCUGCAGCUAUUGUAGGGUUACUGAUGAUCGGUUCCUCCAUUUACGUUAUAUGGAGAAAGAAGAUUCUUAAAAGGAGAACAAUAGGAGAUGGCCAGUCAAUCACAGAUAUUCAAGGAGAGAUGCAAUUGAACUCCCAGGAUUGUCCUUUAAUCCCAUUUGAUACAGUUAGUCAAGCCACGAUGCACUUUUCUGAUGAAACUAAACUUGGAGAAGGCGGGUUUGGCCCAGUAUACAAGGGUACAUUAGUAAAUGGCAAAGAAGUUGCAGUUAAGAGGCUCUCAAGAACUUCUGCUCAAGGACUACAAGAAUUCAUGAAUGAAGUAACUUUAAUUGCCAAACUUCAACAUAGAAACCUUGUCAGACUUCUAUGUUGUUGCCUAGAAAAUAAUGAGAAGUUACUUGUCUACGAGUACAUGCCAAACAAAAGUCUCGAUGUCUUUCUUUUUGAUUCAAAGAUGGGUAAGCAUCUUGAUUGGAGAAAACGCCUUAGCAUCAUCAAUGGGGUUGCUCGGGGUCUCUUGUAUCUGCAUGAAGAUUCUCGACUUAGAAUUAUUCACAGGGAUUUAAAAGCUAGUAAUGUUCUGCUCGAUUAUGAAAUGAACCCCAAGAUAUCAGACUUUGGAAUGGCAAGGAUUUGUGGAGGAAAUGAAAAGAAUUCCACAAAUCGAAUUGUUGGAACAUAUGGAUACAUGUCUCCAGAGUAUGCUAUGGAAGGACUAUUUUCUGUAAAAUCAGAUGUUUUCAGUUUUGGAGUUCUGCUCUUGGAAAUGAUUAGCGGCAAAAGGAACGGGGGGUUUUAUCUUUCAGAACAGGGAGAAAGCCUCCUCACUUUUGCAUGGAAGCUGUGGUCUAAAGGCCAAGGGUUGGAAUUGAUGGAUACAUCACUUCUGGAGUCUAGUGUGGCUGCUGAGGUCCUGAAGUGUAUCCACAUUGGAUUAUUGUGUGUGCAAGACGACCCAACGCAGAGACCGACUAUGUCAUCUGUGGUCGUUAUGUUGGCAAGUGAUACCAUAACGCUUCCUCAACCAAGAGAACCUGCAUUUUCUGUUCAACAAUUUUUAGCAAGAUCAGCUCCAUUCUCAAGUCCCAAAACUUGUUCUGUUAAUGAGGUAACUAUUUCAAAUGUAUCACCACGUUGAUUGCCAUGUUACUCUUUUCAUAAAACUCAUACACAUUCAAGGCUUGAUUCAUUCCGGUAAAUCUUUUACAUAGAAACUCGCCGCAAAUGUUCAAAAUUGAACCUUUGCAUUAUAUUUUCACGGAAA
This is a messenger RNA of Jatropha curcas, 2514 nucleotides long. The record is from RefSeq and is a predicted model, not a curated record. Lineage: Eukaryota; Viridiplantae; Streptophyta; Magnoliopsida; Malpighiales; Euphorbiaceae.